This is a messenger RNA of Asterias rubens (European starfish), 5416 nucleotides long. Its product is annotated as ribosomal protein S6 kinase delta-1-like. The transcript has 13 exons. The coding region runs from base 23 to 4186 and encodes 1387 amino acids. The record is from RefSeq and is a predicted model, not a curated record. Lineage: Eukaryota; Metazoa; Echinodermata; Asteroidea; Forcipulatida; Asteriidae. Gene Ontology annotation, biological process: protein phosphorylation. Gene Ontology annotation, molecular function: phosphatidylinositol binding; ATP binding; protein kinase activity.
GCGAUGUGUGUGAUGUGGUGAAAUGGCUGCUCCGUCCGGAAGAUCAAAAGAUACUUGGAUUCGAAGCUUUCUGGUCACAGAUCCAACCACACAUCAAAAGGGAUUUACAGUUUACAAAGUGACAUACAGGGCUUUCUCCUUGAACAAACCAGAAGAUGUGACUGAGAUUGUUGUGUGGAAACGUUACAAUGACUUCAAGAAGCUCAACAAAGCAUUGUCACUUCUCCAUUACAACCUCCGUAGACCAGAAAAGUUUCCUGUGUUUGCCAAAGCAAAAUUCUUUGGACGGUUUGAUGAUGAAGUCGUUGAGGAAAGACGUCAGAGUGCCCUUAGGCUUCUCGAGUUUGUUGUGAGCAUCCCGCCCCUCACAAGAAGCAAUUACUUCCGUAGCUUCUUUGAGGGUGGGGAGGAGGUUGCGCUAAGGCAGUCUCCACACAGAGAGAUUCUACAGCCCAAGAAAGUUUCCCCCGAAUUCACAAGUGGGAAGUCCCAGUCACCUGGUCACUCCCAUUAUGAUUCAGGAGCCAGUACUCCAUCAGAGGGGAGAGAUCAUGUGUUGCUUACAGAGGGGCAACCCAGCCCGUCUCUUGGCGGUGUGUGGCUCCAUAGACAAAAUGAAGAGGAUGUGUCGGAGUAUGGAACUGUUGAAUAUGAUGAUGACGAUGACGAUAGGACGACAUUCAGCGAAGAUUCUGUCCCGUCGACACCCUUACCACAACUUCAGGAAUUGUCAUUUUUUGAUCCUCUGUCAGACACAGAACCUCCAGGGGUUACCAGCGAGGGGUCAUCAAUUCCUCAGAGCAAUAGUUGGUUAUUCCAGGCCAUGGAUAUGUGUGCUGUCCUCAAUGAAGAAUCCCAAGACUCGCAGGAGAAUUCCACUGCAGCAAACUCAACAACUGACCUGUCAUCUGACAGUGGUAUUACCAUCAACUUCACUAAGGCUCCAACUGAAGCCCCGCCUGUCCAACUAACACCAACUAAUGAAUCUAACUGGAAGGGUCAAGAAAACCAGGAAGGCUGGACAGUGGUACCCCCAGAGUCCAGCGAUGAUUCUAAGGACGCUCGUAACUCGAUGGCCAGAGCUUACCUGCACUGCAUCAGAGCUCAACAGGCUGCUGAGAGGGACGCUAUGUACACUGAUGGUGGCAUUGUGGAUUCUCGUUCCCCACAGGCCAAACCAGGGCUUGAUGAAACGGACAAUAGAGGCGUGGCUGGAAUGACAAUAGGGGGUGCAGAAGACUAUCUUUACCAGGCAGCUUACCACAUCAGUCUUGCACUGGACAACGAGACUAAUGGGAACUACCAAGCGGCCUUUGACCUCUACAAGUCGGGCGUUGGCGUGCUCCUAAAAGGUGUCAUCGGCGAUGACAAUAAAACUCGUCGUGAGGCCGUACGGAGGAAGACGGCACAGUACCUCAUGAAGGCAGAGGAUUUAUACAACCAAUAUCUAUCAGCUGAAGUCACUAAUUACAAGAGAUGGGAGUCGGAGCAUCCAUGCAUCGAUGUUGAUCCACGCUCAGCACAUCUCAGGGGUUCGGAGGAGGAGCUCAAGAAUUAUAAGGUCCUUGGAUUGAUAGACUCUGUGCUGCUUGUUCUGGAUUCAAUCUCAUAUCAAACAUUCAUUAUAAAGGUACUUCAGAAAUGUUCAGUGGCUACCAAGCGUACAAUCGCUGUGCCUGCCUACUGCAGCUACGUCGCCAAGCUUUACAAGUUCAUCGAGACGGAUAAUGCAAUCUAUCUGAUCCUGGAGCAUGCAAGCGGGGGGAAGCUUUGGAACUAUGCCAGUGGCUACCUGAGCCACGGGGCUGAAAAGUCCGUCAAUCAAGCCAUGGUGAGCAGCUUGGAGAGGAGCAUCGGUAGCUGCGGAUCACGAAGAUCUAGACACAGUACGACGAGCUCAAAAGACGAUAAGAAACAGAAAGAGGAGAUUUGUGAGGAGAACGUCUUUCGAGAGCCUGAGAUGAAUCCACAAGGCUUGAUCCGCUCCCUGGAGAAUCAACAACAAGUGUCCGUUGGAGGCCAAGAAUCAGAGGGUAGGGGUAACAGCUAUGCAAAUCUUAUGAUUGACUACGUUGAGAAACCCAACCAAGAGGUCCUAACGCCUGAUCCCAUCGCGAGUGAGUUCGCUGAACUGGAUAUUCAGGACACAGAGGCCAACUUGAAUGAUUUGGUCAAGCAAUGCUCACAGUAUGAUAUUGUUUAUAACGACGUUAAUGAGGCAACUCGUAAUUGGGGUGGCGAGACAAAUGGUCAAACCAACGGUGGAUUGAGUAUUCCCUCACGUAAUGUUCAAGACUUUAACAGCAACGCUCCUAUCAAUUUAUUUAGCAUUGACAGUCAAGAGAGUCCUGGUAGUGAACUUCACAGUGUUGGCAGUGAUGAUAAGACUGCUUUCGCUUUUGAAAGCCCCAAAGGGAGUCCUAAAGCUGGACCUGUUGUUGACGAAGUGUUUAGUAACGUUGGGCCUGUUGUUGACGAAGUGUUUAGUAACGUUGAGCGCAUUGAUAGCGAUGACGUCAAAUCACAGCCAGCUUUGUCAUCUUGGGUUGACCACAAUCCUGAAGAUGUCAUAGCUGAUGCCAUGAAGGUCAUGCAAGAUUUAGAACAAGAGGAUGAGCUUGAUUUCAAUCUCAUACCUUUGAAUAGCACUGCUUCAGAGGUCACAGAGUCCAACUCGUUAAUAUCACCAAGUACGACCAAACUUGACACCUUGCCCGACACAAGUGGAUUUGCCACUGCCAUGACCGAUGAAAUGACAUCAUCACAGCCUGGUACCGACCUUGCCGAGUUUUUUGACACUAAUACUGUAGCAAGCACUGUCCCUUUUGCAGAGUCAUUCCCUAGACCGACGCCGUUACAGCACAGUAUGAGUAUGCAGGAACAGGGAGUGUCUCGUGCCAGCCCUCUGAGCCAGAGGAAGUACUCCAAUCCAAUGGACUUCAAGGUUAGGAGUGCAACCUUUGAGGAGAAAAGGCCAGACAAUGGGCUUUCCUCUCUACUGAAAGUGGACCCUAGUAUUGAUGAUGGUGGCUUUGGAUCGGCCUCUGUGUGGGAGACAAGUAAGGCUGAUGCGAGUAGGAGUGAGCCUAACCUCAGUAGGAUGCUUAGUGAAGCUGCCUCAUCAAGAGGUACUGAUACCUUAGAACCUGAUCAACCUGGGAGGAAUUCAAAUAAACCACCCCUGCCACAAGAUCUUUACGUCAAAACUAGUGAAAUGUUCUCUAACCAAACGAACCCUCCCUUACUGCCCUCUGUCACAACACCAAGCAGUUUAUCCCCAAAUCAGGAGAGUAUAGAUACCACAUUAAACAGCUCAUGUGAAUCCACGCCUAAGCACACUAUAUACUCCCCCGAUUGGGACAGCGGGACUGUCAUGGACUCCCCACCCAUUGAAAGCCCCGACCAGCACACAGCCAAUCAGAAGACGACCAUUGCCAACUCUGAUGUUUAUGCGAAUGUGAGCCUUUCUGAUAUGGAUAGGACAAAAGACGACAGUGACAUCACCCCGACCCACAAUGGUGCACUGUUGCGUAAAACCAUAUCCCCGCCAUCCGCCAAUGAUACAAAGAAACCCGCUCCAAUAAUCAAUCCACGCGAUGCACCCUUGCCGUCUCUCUCGACCCUUUUCUCACAAAUGGACGAGCAGGUGAAAGUUACUAAAUCCAACACCCUUCCAGAAUCCUGCGUUCGACUAUGGGCUGCCGAGAUACUCCUUGCCCUGACAGACCUACACGCAGUGGGUAUCAUCUGUCAAGAUCUACGGCCGGAUAACAUCCUUCUGGCCGAGGGUGGACACAUCAGACUGACAUACUUCAGCCAGUGGCAGUACGUCGAGAGGACGCUGAAUCCAUUCGCCAAGGAACAUUUUUACACUGCACCUGAAGUGAAUGGGAUUUUUAAUGUGACACCUACGUGUGACUGGUGGAGUUUUGGAGCUUUACUUUAUGAACUGCUUACUGGAAUGUCUCUGCAUAGUUGUCAUCUGAGUGGGAUUGGCUCCCACACUCAACUCAUCAUCCCUGACCAUGUAUCACCAGAGGCUAGCAGCUUAAUCAAACAGUUAUUACAAGCCAACCCCAAUGAGAGGCUGGGCAGCCAUCGAGCAGGAGGAGCUGAGGAGAUUCGUCUCCAUCCAUUCUUUAAGGAUGUCAACUGGAUGAGUCUACAGAAAUCGGCUCAUUCGUAAGGCAAUAUUUAACCCAUCUACUGUUUGACCAUUCAAUAUCAUCCACUGUGGUUUUGGAUGAUCCUGAAACUAUGCUAGCCUGCAAUAAGAUCAUGUGGUGAUUGCACCUACAGAGAACACAGUCAACCCUCCUACUGUCUGACAAUUCAAUAUCAUUCACUGUGGUUUUGAAUGAUAGAUAAACUAUGCCUGAAUGCAAUGAGAUAACGUGGUGAAUAUAUCUACACAGUAUGCCAUUUACAUGUAGUUCGGUGCACAGUUGUGCCACCAUACACAUCCUGUUUAGUUGAACCGUUUCAAACAGUUGUCAACUCACUGUAAAAUGUUGCCAAGAGUAACAGGGACAUUGAGGCUGUGUACAGAGUUAAUUACUCCCUGAAAUAAUAUCUUAAGUUUAGCGUUCAUUCUAAAGUUAGAUGUUGUUAUCAAAGGUUUGUGACGUGAUUAUUGGUUCAGCAUUCAUCAUUCAUUUGUGUCUACUAAAGUGCAAUUCAAAAGUCCCUAAUUAUGAUAUGAACCACACCAAGUGUUUUAUUUUUAUGUGCCAAUGGAAACUUAAAUUCUGAAAUUUAAUGAUGCGGAACAAUAAAUUCUUAACUUAGACUCUAAGUUGUUUGAUUUGUGUGGGUAUAGGGUUCUCCAUUCAUAACAUCUCAAUGUAGAAAAUUGUUACUUAAAAAAGACAAGUCCAGUUGUUAUUUUCUGACCUAAAUCCUCAAAAGAAAAAUUGCUCUUUGCAUUUCUAAUGGACAAGUAGUAAGCGUUCGCGCCAGUUGGCAUAGUAUGGUGGAAUUACAUCUCAGUUUAAGAACAGGAUUAUCAAAAGUGUGAUUCGGGCAAACUUCAUUAGUCUAGUCAUCUUACUGUAGGUUGAGCAAGAUAUUUAGAUUUGACAGAAUUAAAGUAACUGCACACCACUGGUACUUGUCAUAGGCCUGUACCAACAUGUACAUGAAAUAACACACCUUGAAGCAGUCACUGAACAAAAAGUGAAGAAAACCUAAUAUGUUUUCAUAACAUAUUUGUUUCAAACAUUGAGUCUUGAGAACAAAAACAAGGGUAAAAAAAUAUAUACAUUUGUCGUUUAAGGAUUUAAGACCAUCUUUAUACUGUGGAAGUUGUGUGCCCAUCUAUAAACAUUUAUAUUUUCAAUCUUGAAGUAAAACUGAAAAGUACUAAAUUUGUCCUUUUUGCUAAAAGUUUUACUCCAUGUUCUCUAAGAGAGAACAA